AUGCAAACACGUUCAACAUUAGAUACAAGUUCAAAUAAGUUAUUUACAAAUAUUGAACGGUUAGGUACACAUGAUUUAUUAUCCUAUGGACAAUUUUCAUAUGAUACUAUAUUAACAUCAAUCCAAAGUAAUAAUACAUUACCAUUAUCAAUUAAUGUUCAUUUAUAUAUCUAUCUGAUUUAUUUUAUAUUACUUGAACACACAACAAAAGAAUAUAAUGAAUUAUAUCUACGUUUAAUUGAACUUAAUUAUAAAUUAAUAACUAAAACUCAUGCAUAUGCAUCAUGUUUAUUUUUACUUGAAAAUGAUAAUUUAACACAAAAAAUUAUAUCAAUUAGUCUUGAAAAACUUUUAAUAGUUGAUAAUAUUCUUAUUGAACUUGUUGAAGAAUUAUAUACACGUACAAAACAAUCAUCAACAUUACCAUAUGAAGCUUUACUUUUAUUACGUCCUUUAUCAUUAUUACUUGCACACAUUAGUUUUUUUUUUCGUGCUUUAAUUAAUGCACGUUAUUCAGCUAAAGUUAAUGAAUGGACUUUAUUAUUAAUGACAAAUAUUGCACAAACAAAAUCACUAUGUAUGGCUAUAUGGGGGCUAACUUGUCUUAUGUUUUUAUUGAUGUUAUCACGUUUCAUUGUUCGUUUCGAAGAAUCAGACUAUCGUUUAUUUCUUAUUGCUGAUCGAAAAUAG
Messenger RNA from Rotaria sp. Silwood1, 690 nucleotides. Lineage: Eukaryota; Metazoa; Rotifera; Eurotatoria; Philodinida; Philodinidae. The record is from the annotation of a GenBank genome assembly.